Molecule: messenger RNA, 1808 nt
Organism: Octodon degus (degu)
Lineage: Eukaryota; Metazoa; Chordata; Mammalia; Rodentia; Octodontidae
Gene: Rad52
Product: RAD52 homolog, DNA repair protein
Exons: 12
Coding region: 173-1510 (445 amino acids)
Biological process (GO): mitotic recombination; DNA recombinase assembly; double-strand break repair via homologous recombination
Cellular component (GO): nucleus
Source: RefSeq, a predicted model, not a curated record
GGCGCAGCCUCGGGCUGGCGCGGGCGGCCGGGACCGAUUUUCGGACGGCGGCGGGACGCGCUCUGGAGCCACCCGGCCGGGAGGUCGCGCGUGCGCCGUGCGCGGCUCCCGGCUGUGUCGGUGCUGCUUGCUGACCGCAGAGGUCGGCCGCGGGAAGCCAACCAGAGCCACCAUGUCUAGGACUGAAGAAGCAGUUCCUGGAGGAGGCGACAGCCACAGCCCUGCUGGAGGCAAGUCUGUGCUGUGCUUCGGGCAGUGCCAGUACAGUGCAGAAGAGUACCAGGCCAUCCAGAGCGCCCUGCGGCAGAGGCUGGGCCCGGAGUACAUCAGCAGCCGCAUGGCCGGCGGUGGCCAGAAGGUGUGUUACAUUGAGGGUCACAAGGUGAUCAGUCUGGCCAAUGAGAUGUUUGGGUACAACGGCUGGGCUCACUCUGUCACUCAGCAGAAUGUGGACUUCGUUGACCUCAACAAUGGCAAGUUCUACGUGGGAGUCUGUGCAUUUGUGAGGGUGCAGUUGAAGGACGGCGCCUAUCAUGAGGACGUAGGCUAUGGUGUUAGCGAGGGCCUCAAGUCAAAGGCCCUGUCCCUGGAAAAGGCCCGGAAGGAGGCGGUGACGGAUGGCCUGAAGCGGGCUCUCAGAAGUUUUGGGAAUGCUCUUGGAAACUGUAUUCUGGACAAAGACUACCUGAGGUCGCUGAAUAAGCUUCCACGCCAGCUGCCUCUUGAAGUGGAUUUAACUACAGCAAAGAGACAGGACUUUGAACCGUCUGUGGAACAGGCAAGAUAUAAUAGCUGUCGGCUAAACGUAGCUCUGGGACUCCCAAAACCACAGGAGGUGACCUCCCCUUGCAGACCAAGCCAUGCGGGUGACCCCCACAUUGUGCUACAAGGAGAUAAGGCCAGCAGCUCUCGCGCCAGCAAGUUGGUCUGUGUGCUUCCUCAGGACCCGUAUCUGUCAUCAUUAACCUGGUUAACUCAGGAACUCACCUUUUUGCUCUUGGGAUGCAGAAGCCUGACCUCGUCCACUGUCGAGAGUGACGCCACUUACCAGCGGAAGCUUCGGCAAAAGCAGCUGCAGCAGCAGUUCCGGGAACAGAUGGAGAAGCAGCCACAGGUUCAGAUACUUGCUCCAGCUGCAGUUGAGAAGCAGAGUGAGGCAGUCCCUGCAGUCCUUCCUCCGACACAUAGCACGCCCAUCGGGGCUGUCUCAGAACCGCUCAGGGAGAAAGUAAGCCUUAAAGAGAGUCUUGAAGACAACCUUGAAAUGUGGGAUCUGACUCCCGACUUAGAAGACAUCGUGAAGCCCUUUUCUAAACCAGAACCAGCCCAGACCUCCGCCACCCCAGUCCUGAACCACCAGAUCCCAUACAGCCUCUGCUGCCAGAAGCCACAAGAAAAAGCUGGACCCUGGCAAGCCCAAGUUUACACUGCUAACCACCAUGUGUCAGGAAACUGUGAGUCUCAUAGGAAGAACCAGGACAUGAAGAAAAGGAAACUGGAUCCACCUUAACCAGAGGCUGUGGAUAGCACUGGACUCUUAAAAAUGAACUUAGGAAAACUUCCUUGUUGGUCAUGAAAUUGCUCAUCACUCUUGGGAAUGAAUUUUAUUUCUGAAGAUAUACCUUGACUCUUUCUGAACUUCAUCCGAGGACUGUCAGACCUACUACAGAGAAAGCCAAGCACUUCAUUUGUGGCUUGUCAUGCACUGUGGUAGGAAGGGCAGAAGCAGAGGAAAUACUUUGGCUCCUGAGGUUUUUCAUUGUUUACUCUUAAGCUAUUACAAUAAAGAUAGACACUUUUAUAACUUC